AACUGGUCGCUGAUCGAUGAGCUGAUAGUUGCAACUGAACUAGAGCAGUAAUGGAGAUGCCAGCAGGGGAGGCACCGAGGCAGCUGCCGCCGGGUUUCCGUUUCCACCCCACCGACGAGGAGCUGGUGCUGCAGUAUCUCCGCCGCAAGGCCCUCUCGCGCCCGCUUCCCGCCUCCGUCAUCCCCGUCGUCCACGCCGCCGCCAUGCCCGACCCCUGGGACCUCUUUGGCGCGAAUGAUGGGGAGGCGGCAUACUUCUUCACCCUGCGGCAACCGCCGUCGAGAGGUGGUGGCGGGCGGCGGAGGAGAGCGGCCACCGGGCACUGGAAGGCCACGGGGAAGGAGAAGCAGGUGUUCGUGCAGCUGCAGGGCCCGUCCGGGUCCGGCAGCGGCAGGCGGCUGCUCGUCGGCGUCAAGACGGCACUCGCCUUCCACCGGGGCAAGGGCAAGGCGCGGACCGACUGGGUCAUGCACGAGUACCGCCUCGCCGCCGCGCCCGGCGCCGACGUGGCCGGCGAGAAGAAGAGUCCCAGUGACUUGCAGAGUUGCGAAUGGGUCGUGUGCCGGGUCUCGCUGAAGAGCAGGGCAAGGAGGCCAUCAGCCGAUGCCGGUAGCGAGACGACCGCCGUGCACCGGGAUGAUGAUGCUGGCGAGCGCCACCAACCAUCGUCGAGCUGUGUCACGGACACUAGUCACGCUUCAGAUCACCAAGAAGAAGUCAGUUCGGCUACGGCAGCCAACAGCCAGCGGCAUCGUUGGCCACGGCGCCGAGAGGUUCCCUGUUCCGGCGUCCGCGGCGAGUUCAGCUGGAGGUGCACACGAGGUACUCGACAAAUUGAACGACAGGAAGACUACCGUGUGUGCUGACUUGUGACGGUCCCAAAUGGGCGUGAUGAUUUUGUGCCGCGUCAGAACUGACAGCGGGUCCCAACCGUUGGAAACUGACCAAUUAGAGCAUCUCCAACAAAACAUGAUGUAAACAAAAAAAAAACACUGACACAUUGGACACCUUGGUAAAAAAAGGCUCCAUCACAUUAUGUAAACCAGAAAAAAAGGCUACUUUUACGGUACCUUUUACUACUCACCAGAGGUGAGAGGUACUGUAUGAGUUAAAAUCUAGCUGUUGAUUUAUAGGGGCAACGUGGACUUUUUA
This is a messenger RNA of Lolium rigidum, 1152 nucleotides long. RefSeq names its product NAC domain-containing protein 83-like. Gene Ontology annotation, molecular function: DNA binding. The record is from RefSeq and is a predicted model, not a curated record. The transcript has 3 exons. Gene Ontology annotation, biological process: regulation of DNA-templated transcription. The coding region runs from base 51 to 866 and encodes 271 amino acids. NCBI's taxonomy places the organism in Eukaryota, Viridiplantae, Streptophyta, Magnoliopsida, Poales, Poaceae.